Triticum turgidum subsp. durum (durum wheat) is the source of this 1149-nucleotide messenger RNA. Lineage: Eukaryota; Viridiplantae; Streptophyta; Magnoliopsida; Poales; Poaceae. The record is from the annotation of a GenBank genome assembly.
AUGUUGCCGGCCCUGGCAGUGGCUCCUCGCCCCAUCCCUGCUUGGAUGCAUGGUCGAUGUUGUAGAUGCCUCGCUCGUGGGCACCGUGCGGCUGAAUGCAGAGAUCCAUUUCGAUGCUCCCGUUGUUUGGAGAACGGUCACCGUGCACGCGGAUGCCGCAAUCCAGGUCGUCUUCUAAGCUCGUUGUCUUGCCUUGCUGUGCAGCCAUUAGUUAGUACCGUCCAUCGUCCUGCUUCAGCUUCAUGUGAGAGUCCGAUGAAAUCCACGCUCCCAUCUAAGGUGCUUCCUCAUGGGUCUUGGGCGUCUGUCGUCUCUGCUACUGUUGGCUCGACAACCCAGCCUGACGUGAUGUUGCAAGCUGCUCUGGCUGAGCAGACUGCGCUGCUGCAGGGUUGGAUGGCACGGGCUAAGAGCUUUUUGGAGAGAGCAGAGGCUGCUUUGGGAAAGCUCACCCUUGUGUCGACUGUGUUGCCGACCGCUCUGACGUCAUGCCCUCCUGGUGUGGUCGGUGUUGCCUCCACGAAGGAAGGGAGCCAAGAGCUAUAUGGGUGUUUCUCUCCUCGUGUUGGAGAUAUCUCAUCAGCACCAUUGACCUUGUCUCCUGUGUUGCGUACUAGUGAGGGUGAGCCCAUCGCCGUGCCCGAGGCUCCAGUUCUGCAGAUCAUGCCUGACCUACAAGAGCUAUGUUUGUGCCUUGUUUCGCCUUUGUCUGUGGAGCGCGUGGAGGUGGACUCUUCGGUGACCUCGUGUGAGGGGUAUGUUUCGCCUCUGUCAUGUGAGCAACUGGAGGUGCCUGAGUCAGUGUCAGUGGUUCCCGUGGGUGAUGUUGUCAUGCCGGUGGUUUCUGUGGCUGAUAAUGUUGAUGCGGUCUGUAUGUUGGCGCCUGACUCUUGGGAGCCCAGCCAGCCGCUCGCCUUUGUGGACCGCGGAGGUUCCGACGUUGUGGUCACCCACUCGCAGGUGGCCGUUGGGAAGGUGUCUGUGCGUGACAAGGUCGAUGAGAUUCUCUUCGAGUUAGAGGUUCACAGCUUGCUCAAGCGUUUGGAGGCGGCUUGUCCUGGAUCCGGCAAGGCGAUUGUGGAGGAGGCUCUUAUCAAGAGCAAAAGUAAGAAGAGUGGUGGCGCAGGAAAGGCGUCCGCAGCUGCUUGA